AAUCCCUCGUCGCCCCUGACCCGAGAGCAGAGCGCUCUCCCUGUUUCACCGAAAUCUCGCCUUCGCCACCCCGCUCCACUCUUCUCCCUCCUCUCGCUGAUGAUCUCCGGUCUCCAAUGGCAGACUCCUGAGGGUUUGGAAAUGCGCCCCCCCUUUUGGGUUUUGGCUGGGUUUUGAUUGCUCGCGGUGUGACGGGUAGUGCUACGGGGAGUGCUAGCUCCAUAGUGGAGGUGGAAGAGCGUUAUGGAUUCGAAAGGAGAUGGCGCAGCGAUCACGCCAUUGCGGACCAGUGAUCGGCUCCGUCAGCGGCCUAAGUAUUUUGGCCGGCCUUAUUUGUACUACAAGCCUGUGAUAAGGAAGAAGAUGAAAUCUAAGAAGAGGACUGCUGCUUCCCAGAUUGCUAAGAAGUUGCUCCGGCCUAGAAACCGCUCUGUUCAGAUGCCUCCUUCGGAUUCUGUUGCAACAAACUUACGCCGCUCUACGAGAAAAAGAAAGAUGUCAAUAAACCUGGAAGACUAUGAGACAGACACUUCAGGAACAGAAGAUGAUGAUUUAAUGACUCCCAGGUAUCGUUCUUCAAGAAACAAGGCAGAGAACAAUGUUAGCCAUGAUGAAGUAUUGGGUCCGAGGAAUAAAAAGAUCACAAAUACUAAUUCCCUUCCACGCCGUGAGGGUUUACGUCCUAGAAGAUUGUUGAGUGGGGGAAGAGCACAACUAUAUCAAGAAUCAGAAGAAGACCAGGAGAGCUCUGAAGAGCAGGCUGCCCAAGAUGAGACUGAAAAUGGUAAUGAUGCAGAGGAGGAUAUUGGAAAUGAAGAGGAUGGUGAUGGGGGAGAUGAAGUAGCAGAAGAUGGGGAUGAUGAAGAUGGUGAAGAAGAGCAAGAAGGAAGGAGACGAUAUGACUUACGGAACCGUGCUGAGGUUCGUAGACUAUCAAGUGAAAAGGAUGGACAACAGAGACCCCGAUCCCCUCGUAGAGUACUUCAUCAUGGAAUGGGCUCCAAAAGCAAUAGAUAUCUAAGAAGAGGUGGAUCUCGGGUACAUAGACGACAUCGUUUGUCAUUACCCGAUGAUUCUGAUGACUCUCUUCUAGUGGAUGAAAUGGAUCAAGGUCCCUCUAUUCCUUGGACACGAAAUGGAAGUAGAAGUGGGACACCGUGGCUCUUAGGUGGUCUAGACAUGCAUGGUGCAACAGCAUGGGGACUAAAUGUUGCUGCAUCUGGAUGGGGUUUUCAGGGUGACAAUAUUGCUUCUCUAACUACAGGUGUUCAAACCGCCGGGCCAAGUUCAAAGGGAGGGGCAGACAUUCAGCCAUUGCAAGUUGAUGAAAGUGUGAGCUUUGAAGAUAUAGGAGGUCUAUCAGAGUAUAUUGAUGCAUUAAAGGAAAUGGUAUUCUUUCCCUUACUGUAUCCUGAUUUCUUUGCCAAAUAUCACAUAACUCCUCCAAGAGGAGUGUUGCUUUGUGGUCCUCCUGGCACUGGGAAAACAUUAAUAGCUAGGGCAUUAGCAUGUGCUGCUUCAAAGGCUGGUCAGAAGGUUAGCUUUUACAUGCGUAAGGGAGCUGAUGUUCUCAGUAAAUGGGUUGGAGAGGCUGAAAGACAGUUAAAACUGCUUUUUGAAGAAGCUCAAAGAAAUCAGCCAUCAAUUAUCUUCUUUGAUGAGAUAGAUGGCCUUGCGCCAGUUAGAUCUAGCAAACAAGAGCAGAUUCACAAUUCUAUUGUUUCAACAUUACUUGCUUUGAUGGAUGGACUUGAUUCUCGUGGACAGGUGGUCCUGAUAGGUGCAACCAAUAGAAUUGAUGCCAUUGACGGGGCUUUGCGUCGCCCUGGGCGUUUUGACCGGGAGUUUGUUUUUCCUUUACCUGGUUAUGAGGCACGUGCUGAAAUAUUGAACAUUCAUACACGCAAAUGGAAGGAACCUCCAUCAAAAGAACUAAAGAUGGAACUUGCAGCUAAUUGUGUGGGAUAUUGUGGAGCGGAUCUGAAAUCUCUAUGCACAGAAGCUGCCAUCCGUGCUUUUCGUGAGAAGUACCCUCAGGUGUAUACUAGCGAUGACAAGUUUGUCAUUGAUGUUGAUUCGAUUAGGGUCGAGAAACAUCACUUCUUAGAGGCCAUGUCUACGAUUACUCCUGCUGCUCAUAGGGGAUCUAUUGUGCACUCCAGGCCUCUGUCUUCAGUUGUUGCUCCAUGUUUGCAGAGACAUCUGCAGAAAAUAAUGGAACACAUAUCCGAUAUUUUUCCUUGCCUUUCAGCUGUAGAUGUCAGCAGGCUGUCUGUUCUUUCGUAUAGCUCUGCACUUCCUCUUGUUUAUAGGCCUCGCCUUCUGAUAUAUGGAGAUGAAAAUGCUGGAUUGGACCAUGUUGGGCCUGCUGUCCUUCAUGAAUUGGAGAAGUUUCCUGUUCACUCGCUUGGGCUUCCAUCUCUUCUAUCUGAUCCUAGUGCAAAGACACCAGAAGAGGCUUUGGUGCAUAUAUUUGGUGAAGCAAGAAGAACUACUCCUUCUAUACUCUACCUACCUCAGUUCCAUAUUUGGUGGGAGACAGCACAUGAACAGCUUAAGGCUGUUUUGAUGUCUCUCUUGGAGGAAUUGCCUUCCAAUCUUCCAAUUUUACUUGUAGGAACAUCGUCAGUGUCCUUGAGCAAAAUGGAUGAAGACUCUACUUCCAUCUUUGCUCUCCGUAAUGUGUAUCAAGUGGAUAAACCGACUGCAGAUGACAGGUCACAAUUUUUGGGGAAACUGGUCGAAGCUGUCUUAUCUAUGCAAGUUGAUGAGUCAACGAAUAAAUUGGAAGAAAUGACAUCUCUUCCUGAACUCCCCAAGGCCCCAAAGGAAGUUAGUGGUCCAAAAGCUUCAGAACUCAAGGCAAAAGCAGAGGCUGAGCAACAUGCCCUUCGUCGGCUGCGGAUGUGUCUCCGGGAUGUUUGCAAUAGGCUUCUCUAUGAUAAGCGAUUCAGUGUGUUUCAUUAUCCAGUCUUGGAUGAGGAUGCACCUGACUAUCGUUCUAUCAUUCAUAAUCCCAUGGAUGUGGCCACUUUGUUACAGCAUGUUGAUUGUGGGCAAUAUCUCACUCUUGCAGCAUUCUUACGAGAUAUUGACCUUAUUGUGGCUAAUGCUAAGGCAUAUAAUGGAGAUGACUACAAUGGAGCCAGAAUUGUUAGCAGAGCUUAUGAGCUUCGAGAUGUGGUGCAAGGUAUGUUGUCACAGAUGGACCCAGCUCUAGUCUCAUUUUGUGACAAAAUUGCAGUGCAAGGUGGUCCGCUGCACUUGGCAGAUGACAUGGAAGAGUUGAAUAUUCCAGCAGCACCUGUUGUUCAACUUGCUUCUGUUACUAGAACAAGUGCCCGACUUCGGAACGUUCAGCCAGAUGUAAAUCUGGCACAAAGUUAUGAAGCAUUGAGGCGGCCAAAGAAAAAUGCCGACCACGACCCAGGCUCUGGCAGGGAUGAAAGAGCUCCUGUCGAAGCUGAUUCCACGACGGUCAGUUCUUAUCCAGGACUCCAAGAUCCUCCCGAUACAAAUGGUCCAUCGGGAGGACCAGAAGACCACUCCAACACUGGACUACCAGAAUCAUCGGAAGUAGCCUCCAGUCCACCGGCAAAUGAAAACAUCGUUGAUGCAGUGAUGACUGAUACUGACAUCUCCAAGCAAAUAGACUCUGUGAAGCAACAUUUCAUGGAGCGAACUGGGGGUUACGGCGUGCCACAGCUUGAGCGGCUCUAUGCCCGAGUAAUUAAAGGCGUGAUGGCGAUCGGAAGUGAACGUAGAGAAGAAGAUCGUAGGCUAUUGGUUUUAGGGCAUCUCUUGAAAUUUGUCGAGGAUGAUGAAAUUUUUUGAAGUAAUAAGCUCCUUUGUUUUUAGCCCUUGUA
Messenger RNA from Musa acuminata AAA Group (dessert banana), 3866 nucleotides. Its product is annotated as ATPase family AAA domain-containing protein At1g05910. Lineage: Eukaryota; Viridiplantae; Streptophyta; Magnoliopsida; Zingiberales; Musaceae. Gene Ontology annotation, molecular function: chromatin binding; ATP hydrolysis activity; ATP binding. The record is from RefSeq and is a predicted model, not a curated record. Bases 244 to 3834 code for a protein of 1196 amino acids. The transcript is spliced from 11 exons. Gene Ontology annotation, biological process: positive regulation of transcription by RNA polymerase II. Gene Ontology annotation, cellular component: nucleus.